CUGGAACCCCCCAUGCCGUAGUAGGCCGCGCGCGGCCGCCUCUCUCUCCUCUGAUCUCCUCCUCUCCCGGCCUUUGACCUCGCGAUCCUUCAAUGCGGCCGGAUCCUCCCCCAACCCACCUCGCUUAACAAGCAAAGCAACAACUAAUCGCUCGUGGUUAGCGCGCAAAUCGCCUCGUGCGAUCUCAUCGCAGGUGUAUAAAAAGUGCAUAGCCCCCACAUAUCUUCCCACGCUAAGCCGGCCGGCCUAGGAGUAGUAAGGACUAACACACUUUCCUCCGCGCGGCUGCUACAGUUAGCUAGCUUCCUCUCCACCCGAUCCGCACACACCAUUGACCUCAGCUCCGAGCUGACCCGACUCCCGCCGGGAGAGCGAUCAAGCGAAGCGAAGGAAACAGGGGAGGACGAGGAUGAAGGUGCAGUGCGACGUGUGCGCGGCCGAGGCGGCGUCGGUGUUCUGCUGCGCCGACGAGGCCGCGCUGUGCGACGCGUGCGACCGCCGCGUGCACCGCGCCAACAAGCUCGCCGGCAAGCACCGCCGGUUCUCGCUGCUCAACCCGGCGCCGCCGUCCUCGUCCGGGUCGUCGGCGGCGCAGCAGCAGCAGCCGCCUCCGCUCUGCGACAUCUGCCAGGAGAAGAGGGGGCUCCUGUUCUGCAAGGAGGACCGGGCGAUCCUGUGCCGGGACUGCGACGUGUCGGUGCACACGGCAAGCGAGCUGACCAUGCGCCACACACGGUUCCUGCUCACCGGCGUGCGGCUCUCCGCCGAGCCGGCCGCGUGCCCGGCGCCGCCGUCGGAGGACGAGAACAGCAGCGGCAGCUUCUGCUGCGGCAGCGCCGGCGACGCGGCCCCUCCCUCGUCGGCGCCCGCUACCAGCCACGGCAGCGACAGCAGCAGCAUCUCCGAGUACCUCACCAAGACGCUGCCCGGCUGGCACGUCGAGGACUUCCUGGUCGACGAGGCCGCAGCCGCCGCCAACAACGGCGUCUCUGCAGACGCGUCCUAUCAGGGAGGACUAGCCCGGAUCGGCAUCAUGCCGGACGGCUACUCGGCCUGGAUGGCGCAGGACCAGCUGUUCGGCGACAGCGCGGCCGCCGCCGGCGUCGGGCGGGCAAGCCGGGAGCGGUGGGUGCCGCAGAUGAUGUACGGCGGCGCGGAGCUGGCCGUGGCCGGCAGCAAGAGACCCAGAACCGCGUCCACGGCGUAUUCUUACUGGUGAACUCGUGAACGGAAGACGACCGACUCGCCGUGCCGUCUGUAUUAUGCAUCGGCUGGUGUUCUAGUUUUAUUUCCAGUUAACUGUAACAGAAGUUGUUUCCGGGCUCAUUUACCACCGCAACUGUUUUUUGCUCUUCCGGGCGUCCUCCGAUCGGAUGCCUGGGAGCGUUCGUGCUUUUUUGAGGGGUGCAAGAGGGAAGAAGCUUCAGCACCUUUGUAUCUCCCUUUUUUGCUCGAUGCAACUUCAAAGCCUUUCUAUCACUGUCAUCCUGGAACAGUGUUCGUUUUC
Setaria italica (foxtail millet) is the source of this 1507-nucleotide messenger RNA. RefSeq names its product B-box zinc finger protein 20. Gene Ontology annotation, biological process: regulation of DNA-templated transcription; photomorphogenesis. NCBI's taxonomy places the organism in Eukaryota, Viridiplantae, Streptophyta, Magnoliopsida, Poales, Poaceae. Bases 410 to 1219 code for a protein of 269 amino acids. Gene Ontology annotation, molecular function: zinc ion binding. The record is from RefSeq and is a predicted model, not a curated record. The transcript is spliced from 3 exons. Gene Ontology annotation, cellular component: nucleus.